GAGAUGAACAUCUGAAAACCUUGACCCAUCACAAACUGUUAAGUAAGAAUACCCGUAAUCGGCCGAGGUGUUCCUGUUGUAUGACUGUAGCAGUUCACAACUUAGGCCCCAUCAUACCAUAUCAUUAUGUUGUCUGCUUCGUUUAUUGCAGCAAAAAGACUAGGGUCUCAAGCAGCGGUUUUAGGCUCCUUGGCAGCGCGACAGAAACACACCCUGCCUGAUCUUCCCUAUGACUUCAACGCCCUCGAGCCAUACAUCUCUGCUGAAAUCAUGAAGCUGCAUCACCAAAAACAUCAUAAUACCUAUGUGACAAACCUCAACAUAGCAGAAGAAAAACUGGCUGAAGCUUUGGCAAAGAAUGAUGUGAAUGGCAUUAUUCAGGUCCAGCCAGCACUGAAGUUUAAUGGUGGAGGUCACUUGAACCACUCGAUCUUCUGGGAGGUGCUGAGCCCCACUGGUGGAGGCGAUCCCCCCGCUCCACUGCUUGACGUUAUUAAACGGGACUUUGGUUCGUUGAGUUCCAUGCAGAAGGAGUUGGUCACCAAGACGGUAGCCAUUCAGGGCUCGGGAUGGGGCUGGUUGGGUUUUAAUCCGGCAAGUGGUAGGCUCAGGAUUGCAACAUGUGCUAACCAAGAUCCUUUACAAGCUACUACAGGUUUAAUUCCUUUGUUUGGAAUAGAUGUAUGGGAACAUGCUUAUUACCUUCAGUACAAGAAUGUCCGGCCAGAUUAUGUGAAUGCCAUCUUUAAUAUUGCCAACUGGGAAAACGUAGCUCAGAGGCUUCAGGGUGCCCUUUCUGACUAAUGUGUUUUCAGUUGACCCAUACGUAUUUGUCUUGAAGGACCACACAUUACAGACUGGCUGAAAACCUGGUGUUUGAAGUUAUACAUGGAAUCUGCACACCUUAUUCCCUGAUGGAUACUAGCCACUAUACUAGUAUACAGAAUUCAGCUGAAUUUAUAUGACUUUAUGAACUCCAAAACUGUAUUUGAUCUGUUUCCAACAUUCAGAUUUUCAAAACAGUUCAUUAUAGAUUUACGGACAAAAUAACAGAUUUAAUGACAUUUGAAAUGUAAUUCAACAUUUCUAUGUAAACAAAUGACCUUUAACAGAUCAUGUGGUUAUAUUAAAAUUUGUCCACAGAUAAUAUGGUGUCUAAUAAAUUGCUUUCUAUAAUAA
This is a messenger RNA of Gigantopelta aegis, 1179 nucleotides long. Its product is annotated as superoxide dismutase [Mn], mitochondrial-like. The transcript is spliced from 4 exons. NCBI's taxonomy places the organism in Eukaryota, Metazoa, Mollusca, Gastropoda, Neomphalida, Peltospiridae. Gene Ontology annotation, cellular component: mitochondrion. Gene Ontology annotation, molecular function: superoxide dismutase activity; metal ion binding. Gene Ontology annotation, biological process: superoxide metabolic process. Bases 127 to 804 code for a protein of 225 amino acids. The record is from RefSeq and is a predicted model, not a curated record.